AUGUUGGACAGACUGGCAAUCAACCUGCUCCUACUGGCCAGCUCGGCCGCCGUCCUCGCCCACCCGGGCGCCGACGUCCGCACCGAGUUCCUCGAGCGCCAGGAGCAUCUCAACAACCCCGCCCGCCGCACCCUGUCCGAGUGCCACGCCCGCCUCGAGGCCAGAGGACAUUAUGCCGCCGAGCUGGAGCGCCGCAUGACCAAGAUCAAUGGCUUGCGCUCCAAGCGAGGAUUGCAGGCCGCCCCGGGCGCCGUGCAGAAGAGGGACGGCGGAGCCAGGGCUGGGUGUGUGCUCGACCCUGAGGUCACCGAGGGGCCGUUUUGGGUCCAGGGCGAGGUCAUCCGGCCCGACAUCCGCGAAGACAGCAACGGCGUGGUGCUGCACCUCGACAUCAACGUCAUUGACGUGACGACCUGCGAGCCCAUCCCAGACGCCUACGUUGAGCUGUGGGGAUGCAACUCUACGGGCGUGUACACUGGCGUUAUUGCCAAAGGCAACGGCGUUGGGCUGGACGCCCCCGAGGAGAUCAACAACUCUGCCCUGCGCGGCGUGCAGCCCACCGAUGCCGAUGGGACCGCCAGCUUUGUGACUAUCGUGCCCGGCCACUACGUCGGUCGGACCAACCACCUCCACACCAUCGUCCACCACGGCGCCACCAGACUCUCCAACGACACCAUCCAGGGCGGCACGGUCUCCCACGUCGGCCAGUUCUACUUUGACGACGUCAGCAUCGAGGCGGUCGAGCUCGAGAGCCCCUACAGCACCAACACGCAGGCCUGGACCCGCAACGCCGACGACUUUUUGCUGCGCCAGGGCCAGGCCGGCGGCGACAACCCCUUCAUCGAGCUGACGCUGCUGGGCGGCAGCAUGGCCGACGGCCUGCACGGCGUCAUCGACGUCGGCGUCGACCCCAGCGCCAAGCAGGAGCCCAAGCCCGUCAACUUUUGGACCGCGGACGGCGGCAAGCCCGUCGAGGGGUCGCCGUGGGCUGGGUAUCCGUGGACCGUGAGGUUGAUGGCCUUGUUGCGGAGGUGGGGGCUGUGA
Molecule: messenger RNA, 1044 nt
Organism: Pyricularia oryzae 70-15
Lineage: Eukaryota; Fungi; Ascomycota; Sordariomycetes; Magnaporthales; Pyriculariaceae
Exons: 4
Coding region: 1-1044 (347 amino acids)
Molecular function (GO): ferric iron binding; oxidoreductase activity, acting on single donors with incorporation of molecular oxygen, incorporation of two atoms of oxygen
Source: RefSeq, a predicted model, not a curated record